CCGGCGGGGCCGCUCCCGGUGCUCAGGGAGGCGGAAGGGGAGGCGCCGCUUCCCGCUGCCCGCAGCGCCAGGAGGGACACGCAAGAAAGAUGCCCCAGGACUCGUGGGAUGGAUUCUGAAGGUCACCACUGCAGUUCCACACACACCUACCAUGACGCUGGUCCCGGUGGGUGCCACGCCCACCAGGCCCCUGAAGUGGGUUUUUGUGUUCCUCCUGGUGUUCUCCACGAUAACAACGCUGUACAUAACCUUUCCUUCCAACGCUGUGCUUGAGAAGGUGAACCUGAUGUAUUUCUACGAGUAUGAACCCGUUUACAAGCAGAACUACCCGUUCACGCUGCGGGAGCGCUGGAAGUGCCAGGACAUCCGCCCGUUCCUGGUCAUCCUGGUGUCUUCCAGGCCCAAGGAGGUGAAGGCCAGGCAGGCCAUCAGGAUAACGUGGGGCUCUCGCAGCUCCUGGUGGGGCCACCGAGUCCUGACCCUGUUCUUGCUGGGGCAGGACACCCCGAGAGGAGGCGGCGCGGCGGAGCUGUCGGUGCAGGACGAGAGCGUCCUGUAUGGAGACAUCAUCCAGCAGGAUUUCAGGGACACCUACGACAACCUCACCCUGAAGACCAUCAUGGGCUUCCGCUGGGUGGCCGAGUUCUGCCCCGGCACCAGGUUCCUCAUGAAGACCGACAGCGACGUCUUCAUCAACACCCCCAGGCUGGUGGAGUUCCUGCUGCGGCGCAAUUCCUCGGAGAGCCUCUUCACCGGCUACCCCCUCAUCGACAACUUUGUCUACAGGGGCUUCGACAGAACCAGAUCCAUCUCCUACCGGGAAUAUCCCUUCAGGUCGUACCCUCCGUACUGCGGUGGGAUGGGCUAUGUCCUGGAUGGAAAGCUGGCCCUGAGGAUUUAUGAGCUGAUGGGCCACGUCAGGCCGGUGAAAUUCGAGGAUGUCUAUGUUGGAAUUUGCUUAAACAUCCUUAAAGUCCCCGUCAGUGUCCCGGAAGAUGCCGAGCAGUUCUUCCUGUAUAAAGUUAAUUUUGACGUCUGUAAGUACCGACACCUGAUCGCAGUUCACGGCCUCACACCCAGUGAACUCGUCCAGUUUUGGCAGGAAUUGUCCUCCAGCAGCUCCGUGACCUGCCUUUGAUUCUGGAUUAACAAGGAAAACUUAAACCUGUUUGGUGUAAAAACAUUUUAAAGGGCAGGGAAAUACAAACCAAAAGCAGUUCUAGAGGUGCCUUUUGACAACGCUGCAGUGGCAGCAUCUCCCUGGAACAUCCCAGUGCUCUUAAAUGAAACCACCAGGAAUUGAUAAAGCACUUUUCCACGUGCACUCAGGGGACUCUGGAAUGCUCAGGGUACUUUGGAAUGCUCUGUCCCAUCUAUGCCUCUGACACCUCCCCACAUGGUCAGCUCCAGGGAUU
Molecule: messenger RNA, 1415 nt
Organism: Empidonax traillii (willow flycatcher)
Lineage: Eukaryota; Metazoa; Chordata; Aves; Passeriformes; Tyrannidae
Gene: B3GALNT1
Product: beta-1,3-N-acetylgalactosaminyltransferase 1 (globoside blood group)
Exons: 2
Coding region: 152-1138 (328 amino acids)
Cellular component (GO): membrane
Molecular function (GO): N-acetyl-beta-D-glucosaminide beta-(1,3)-galactosyltransferase activity
Source: RefSeq, a predicted model, not a curated record